This is a messenger RNA of Microthlaspi erraticum, 1149 nucleotides long. Lineage: Eukaryota; Viridiplantae; Streptophyta; Magnoliopsida; Brassicales; Brassicaceae. The record is from the annotation of a GenBank genome assembly.
AUGGGUAAUAGGCUUGGAAGGAAGAGGCAAGUGGUGGAAGAAAAGUAUACAAAGCCACAAGGCUUGUAUGUGAAUAAAGAUGUCGACAUUAAAAAGCUUAGGAAACUUAUUGUUGAGUCUAAGCUUGCUCCUUGCUAUCCUGGAGACGAUGAAAGCUGCCAUGAUCUUGAAGAAUGCCCCAUUUGCUUUCUGUAUUAUCCUAGCCUCAAUAGAUCAAGAUGUUGCAUGAAAAGCAUUUGUACAGAGUGUUUUUUGCAAAUGAAGAAUCCUAAUUCAGCUCGGCCUACUCAAUGCCCAUUUUGUAAAACACCUAAUUAUGCUGUCGAGUACCGUGGGGUAAAGUCAAAGGAGGAAAAGGGCAUUGAACAAGUUGAAGAGCAACGGGUAAUAGAAGCGAAAAUAAGGAUGAGGCAGAAAGAAAUGCAGGAUGAUGAAGAGAAAAUGCAGAAACGUAUGGAGUCAUGUUCCUCUAGCACAAGCGCAAUGACUGGUGAAAUCGAAUACGGCUCAGCUUCAGCUAUAUCUUACAGUUCUCCCAUAGAAGACGAUGAAAUCACUUCACCUCAGAACGCUUCAGUUGUUAGACAACGUUCACGCCCUCGAGGAAACAGGGAUGAUGAGGUUGAUGUUGAUCUAGAGGAGUUAAUGGUCAUGGAAGCAAUAUGGCUCUCCGUUCAGGAAACAGGGAUGCAGAGCAAUUCAGCUUCUGGUGAAAUGACAUCUUCUAGGCAUCAUCAUCAGUAUGUAACAGAUGAUCAUAGUUAUGUUUCUUCACCACCAAGAGCGGCUCCAACAACUCCAUCUUCAUGUGCUAUGGCUGCGCAAAUGGUUGGCGAAUCCUCCAGUCAUAGUCACAAUCACAACAACAAUGUUUCUUCAUACAGUAUGCUUAUUGACAACCAUCAUGAUGAUCAUCAUCAGCAUCAGCAUUACCAUAACAACAGCGUGAUGGGAGAGACAGGAAGCAACAGCUAUGUGAGUUCUUCUUACAUGAACGGCGAGAGCUUCUACGACUUUCCUCCACCUCCUCCUCUGGUCAUUGUUCCAGAGAGUUUUGAGGAACAGAUGAUGAUGGCUAUGGCUGUGUCUUUGGCAGAGGUUCAUGCCACGACCACAACUAGUGCACCAACUCAAGUUACUUGGCAGUGA